Pogoniulus pusillus (Red-fronted tinkerbird) is the source of this 1118-nucleotide messenger RNA. RefSeq names its product interleukin 17C (gene IL17C). The transcript has 3 exons. Gene Ontology annotation, biological process: inflammatory response. The coding region runs from base 1 to 849 and encodes 282 amino acids. Gene Ontology annotation, molecular function: cytokine activity. The record is from RefSeq and is a predicted model, not a curated record. Gene Ontology annotation, cellular component: extracellular region. NCBI's taxonomy places the organism in Eukaryota, Metazoa, Chordata, Aves, Piciformes, Lybiidae.
AUGGACGCAUGGGACCUGCUUCAGCUUGAUGGGAAAGUGAAGGGGGCAAGUCCAGCUCCUAGCGAACAAGUGGGGCCAGCUCCAACUCCUGCUGGUGGACUGGGGCCAGCUUUGUCUCCAACGAUCAAGCGGGGUCAUCUCUGCCUCCUGAUGGUGGAAUGGGGCCAGCUGCAGCUCCUGAAGGUGGAAUGGGGCCAGCUGCAGCUCCUGAAGGUGGAAUGGGGCCAGCUGCAGCUCCUGAUGGUGGAAUUGGGCCAGCUGCAGCUACUGACAGUCUGGUUUAGUGGCCUGGCAUUGCUGAGCGCCUUGGCUCUGUGCCAUGGUCUGCGUCGUCCCACCAGCCACCAGCACCAGCCCCAGGGUCACUGCUACAGCAUGGGAGAGCUGCGGGACGGGGAAGCCCCUGCACACCUCCUGGGGCUGCGAUGGGACCACUACCUGCCAGUGCAACUGGUGCCACAACUGGAACGGGUGCAGGAGGUCACCAAUCGCCACCGCCGCCACCGCCGCCACCGGCACCGCACUUGCCCUGCUCUGCAGCUCCCUGCCGGCCUCCGCAGCGAGCCCAACGAGCGCUCCAUCUCCCCGUGGAGAUACCGCAUCGACGAGGAUGAGAACCGCUACCCCCGCAAGCUGGCCUUCGCCGAGUGCCUCUGCAGCGGCUGCGUCGACGUCAAGACCGGUCGGGAGACCACCUCGCUCAACUCCGUGGCCAUCCACCAGAACAUGAUGGUCCUGAGGCGCAAGCCCUGUCCUCGCCCUGCUGGCCACGGCCUUGUCACCUUUGAGGUGGACUACAUCAGGGUGCCCGUGGGCUGUACCUGCGUCCUGCCCCGCACCACUCGCUGAGGAGCUUCACCGCCACGCUCCCGUGAAGCCCCAUAGUGUGACCGUGUCACCACAUCCACCCACCCCGUGCUUGUUUUAGAGCACCCCCCUGGCUCCUCCCGAGCCAAGCGUCCCCCCUCCACCCCUCGCCUUGUUAUUUAUCUCUUAUUUAUCAGCCUUGCCGCCGGGGGACCUGGUUUAACCCCUAUUUAUUGCUGACCCUCCCACCUUGUCAAGGCUCCGACAGAUGGACCCUGUGAGCACCGUGGUGGGGCUCACUGGUUUAUUUA